ACAGUCUCGCGAGGACGUACGGGGCCCGGGCGCGGCCUGGCGCCUGCGAGUGCCCCGGAGCUCGGGGCCCGCCGCCGCCACCUCCGCAUCCCGGGCCUGCGAGGGUCCGCGCGGGGCGAGUCCCCGGGCGGGUCCGUCUGUGCCCGGCGCCGGCCUCGCGCCGUGCCGACCUCGCGCCGUGCCGACCUCCUGCUCCCCCAGGCGCAGCCGACCCCCCAGCUGCUUGUCCCCGCGUGACUCUGCGCGGUCGGCGCCUGGGCCCUGGGGACCCACCCCGGCCCGGCCUCUUCCCGAGCUGAGCUGACCUCUUCAGGCCUCCGUUCCGCGUCUGUUAACUGGGUAGGGCCGCGGUGCCUGCGUCCUCGGGAGCCUGUGGGACCUCAUGAGCCUGCAUGUCAGGUGCUCGCCCGGUAUCUGCCGGUCUCCUGGUGUAGCAUGGACCCGGUUGCCACCCACAGCUGCCACCUCCUCCAGCAGCUGCACGAGCAGCGGAUCCAGGGCCUGCUGUGUGACUGCAUGCUGGUGGUGCGCGGCGUCUGCUUCAAGGCACACAAGAACGUGCUGGCCGCCUUCAGCCAGUACUUCAGGAGCCUCUUCCAGAAUUCCUCAGGUCAGAAGAAUGAUGUUUUCCACUUGGAUGUGAAGAACGUCAGCGGCAUAGGGCAGAUCCUCGACUUUAUGUACACUUCACACCUCGACCUCAACCAGGACAACGUCCAGGUCAUGCUUGACACAGCCCAGGGCCUGCAGGUUCAGAACGUCCUCAACCUGUGUCAUGCCUUUUUGAAGUCGGCCUCUGUGGAGCAGCCCAGUCUGCCCUGUGGUAGCUCCUUCUCCCUGCAGGGUGCACUGCCCCCCGACACCACUUGUGUUCUGAAUGAGAGCUACCCGCCGCCUCUCCUGCCCGAGUGCCCAGUGGACACCCCGCAUGGCAAGGUUCUGGAGGACAUGCACGCCCCAGCCCUGCCUGUCGGGCUCCAUCAUGCCACGGGAGAGAUGGCCAAACAGGCCUCCGAUGUGCUGGAUGGCAGCUGCCCCGAGCUGCCUGGCAAACAGCCCGGUUACUGCUACAAGCUCCGGGACUUCUACAGCAAGCAGUACUACAAGCAGGCUGCUUGUCCCAGCCACGAGCGUGGGGCCGAGCAGCCCUUUGUGUUCCCUUCCUCCACGGACCUCCCUGUGGUGGAGACCCAGUCGUGCACUGUCAGCCACUCCGAGGGCCUCCUGGAGUCCUCCGAGCAUCUGCCCUCCGCCUUCCUGGCCCCACCACUGAGUGACGCUGCCCCCGACGCUGAUGCUGACACCCCUUGCCAACAGCCAACCAAGCAGAUGCAGCUCAAGAAGGCUGUUCACCUGAAGAAGCUCAAUUUCCUAAAGUCGCACAAACUGGCAGAACGAUCGUCAGAACCCAAGUCAGGUGAUGGCUUAACCAAAGGACCGGAAUCUGGUGAGAAUGCGGGAGAGCGUGCAGGCAGCCACAGCACAGAAGCAGAGGCAAGUGGGGCCCUCAGCUCCGAGCCGCUGCACAGUGGCCCUGAAGUGGAGGUGCCCGAGGCGCCUGCCACUGUGGAGGAGCAGUCACAGAGCCUGCAGCCCCAAAGGCAAUACGCGUGCGAGUUGUGCGGGAAGCCUUUCAAACACCCCAGCAACCUGGAGCUGCACCGGCGGUCACACACAGGUGAGAAACCUUUUGAAUGUAACAUUUGUGGGAAACAUUUCUCUCAGGCAGGUAAUCUGCAGACUCACCUGCGCCGGCACUCUGGGGAGAAGCCGUACAUCUGCGAGAUCUGUGGAAAGAGGUUUGCAGCCUCUGGUGACGUCCAGCGUCACAUCAUCAUCCACUCGGGGGAGAAGCCACACCUGUGCGACACCUGCGGUCGAGGCUUCAGCAACUUCAGCAACCUGAAGGAGCACAAGAAGACACACACGGCCGACAAGGUAUUCACCUGUGACGAGUGUGGCAAGUCCUUCAACAUGCAGCGGAAGCUGGUGAAGCACAGGGUGCGGCACACGGGCGAGCGGCCAUACAGCUGCUCGGCCUGCGGGAAGUGCUUCGGGGGCUCCGGCGACCUGCGCAGGCACGUUCGCACGCACACCGGGGAGAAGCCCUACACCUGUGAGGUCUGCGGCAAGUGCUUCACGCGCUCUGCCGUGCUGCGACGGCACAAGCGCAUGCAUGGCAAGGCGGGCGGCGACGGUAGCCCCGACGCACUGCGGGGGCUGGGCCCAGCUAUCGAGGUGCCCGAUGCGGACAGGUCGCGGAGCUCGGACUCCUUCUCACAGGACGUGGCUGGGACCUUGGUGCCAGGGCCAGGCAGACUCCCGGGCCACACGGCCGACGCCUCCAUGCCAGAAUUCGACGGGCAUCCUGCAGACGGCGGCUACUGUAAGCUGCAUGCUGCGGUCCCCGUCCAGGGCACGGGCGUGCAGGAGAAAGCAAGUCCCGGCCUGGAACCCGGCAAGCUGGCCCCGCCGCCCGCCUAUGCCUACGCGGAUGUGGGCCCCCCUGCCGGCGGUGAGCCACUGCAGGCGGAUGGCCUGUGCACCAUGCGCUCCUCACUGGCCGCCCUGGACAACCACUGCGGGGACCCACUGGGGAGCCGCACGGCUUCCGCUGCCUACAGGACCUCGGAGGGCCCGUUCUUCUCCAGCAUGACACUCUGGGGGCUCGCCAUGAAAACUCUGCAGAAUGAGCACGAGCUGGACCAGUGACCCAUGCCACCUGGACGUCUGGCCCUGAGACAGAGGCCAGAAUAUCAGGCACCUACAUCGGGUCCUUUUAAGACAGUCUAUAGGAAUUCAGAUGGUAUUUUUACAGGACUGAAAUGCAUAUCAUUUUUAUUUUAAAAAAUUAAAAAAAUUCUAUUUGUAUAUGAAGCUCCUAACUUAAUUUGAAUAAAUGAAAUUUGGUUUUCUAUCUAA
Messenger RNA from Cavia porcellus (domestic guinea pig), 2922 nucleotides. It is a transcript of the gene Zbtb49, whose product is annotated as zinc finger and BTB domain containing 49. NCBI's taxonomy places the organism in Eukaryota, Metazoa, Chordata, Mammalia, Rodentia, Caviidae. Gene Ontology annotation, molecular function: DNA-binding transcription factor activity, RNA polymerase II-specific; protein binding. Bases 436 to 2712 code for a protein of 758 amino acids. Gene Ontology annotation, cellular component: nucleus. The transcript has 8 exons. Gene Ontology annotation, biological process: regulation of transcription by RNA polymerase II. The record is from RefSeq and is a predicted model, not a curated record.